AUGGACCUGGAAGCGCAGAGCCUAUUGCUGGAUGGAGAGGACAGCGUCGAUGUGCGGCCGCAACGGCGCACUCUUCCAAGAGCUGCGUUUUUUGUGGUGGCUGCGCCGACCUCAGCUUUAGCUCUUGGCAACUUGCGGAACUUGUACCACUAG
Molecule: messenger RNA, 153 nt
Organism: Cladocopium goreaui
Lineage: Eukaryota; Dinophyceae; Suessiales; Symbiodiniaceae
Source: the annotation of a GenBank genome assembly